ACAAUACUGCUGAUGUAAAAGGAAUAAAAAGAAAAAGAUGAAAUAAAUCCAAAAGAUAGUGUAAUAUAAAUAAUCUUCCUUCUAAGAACUUAUUAUAUAUCAUGCAAUAUUUACUGUCAGACAUCGCAAGUUUCGAGAAGCAUUUAUAGUUUCGUUAAAGUUCUCCAAUUGUUCUCCAGAAACGAUCUGCCGGUCACGAUAAUGCACCGGGAAGAGCAAUAAGCGUCUCUCGAAACGGAUAAUUGUCAUCCAAAGCUCGCUUUGACCAGUGAAAGUAUCAGAUGUUGCGCGACAUGAAGAGGAAAGGCGUCUUCUGACUCAUAUAUGAAUCCGAUCGACGAAUGACGCGUCCGUGAAUCGCUCGGCGAUAAGCGGAUGAUUCUCGCGAAGCUUCGUCAACGCGAAUGCAUCUCGGUUUGUGUGUUUGCGUAAUACUUAACUAGUAUACGCACUUACCUUGAAAGUCGUAAACCAAUGUAUCAAGAAAUCGCGUGAAAAUUACUCGUUGAGUUCCUUACGAAAAUGUCAAUUACGCUAAUCGUCAAUUCUUUUUGAACGUUCCAUCUCUCAAAAGUGAUGUUCCCAUUUUAGAUUUAAUAUAUAUAUAAUAAAUUGAGGACUAUAUAUAUAUAUAUUCAGUGGAUGGAUUCUAACUCUGAGUUCAGUAAGAGAGUUCAGUGUCUCAUCGAAUUCUAGCUGGAUUUCCGUUAAACUGGGAAACCAAAUUUUUUUACUCUAAUCAGAGAGAAAGAAGAAAAAGAAGACGAUUUAAAUUAUCUGAUAUAGAAAGCAUAUACCGAAGAAUGCAACGGUUGUGGAUUUCGCUGUCGAUCCUGGCCGUUCUGGCUGGAGUUCUUCCAGAUGACAGAUUCGACCAAACAUCAAUUUAUUAUACAGUACCGGUAAACGAGAGCGAGGCAAACAGCAGCUGGAAUAAUGGCGGUCUUUUCGAGGAACAUGGUGGUCGCAUUAUUCGAAAUCAAAAAGUAUUUGAGAGAUCGAAGAGUCCUUACUUGCUGCGAGAGGAUUUGUUUAUUGAAAAGGACGCCAAACUUAUUAUAGAAUCCGGCGUGGAGAUUCGUUUCAGUCCGAUGAUCGGCAUCACUGUCCGCGGUAUCAUAAUCGCCAAGGGCGAAACACAUAUGCCAAUCUUGCUGACCGCAGCGGAAACGCAGGUUCCAUCUCUUCGAACAUCACCCACGAUACGCCUUGUUGACGGACCGAGUCCGCUAGCGGGAAGACUGCAGCUCUUUCACAAAGGUGACUGGCGUUCCAUCUGCACAAACUCGCGAAAUUGGACUCGCGCAAAUCUAGAGACAGCAUGUCGGCAGCUCGGUUAUCAGGGCGGACAAUGGUGGUCAUGGAUCGACAGACAAUGGCCCUCCAAGCCGCGUCUUCUUUACGAGGAACCAGGCUGUCGUGGCACUGAACCCUCGCUAACGACUUGCGAACAUUGGUCGGAGAGAGAAUUGGGUGCCGGUGUUUGCGAUUAUCAUCCUGAUCUGGGCAUUUCUUGCCUGCCCCGCCACGAUGGGGCGAGCAAGGCGAUCAAACAUUGGCGGGGGAUACGAUUCGAGGAUGCGGUAUACGAUAAACAGAAACUCAUUCAACAAAACACACUUUACGUGCGUCAAUCUCUGUCCAUUCUACAGAACACGGUGAUAAAAUAUGCUGGAACCGGGAGAGAGUACAAUAUAACUUCGGCAAUUCAUGUCGAAGGCGUUCCACCGAUAAUGGAAUCAAUUUCUGUUUUGCAUUCUGCCUUCACGGGUAUCAACGUCACUACAUCGGACGCAUCAGUUGUGAUAAAUAAUUGUACUAUGCAAUAUAACAGAGGAUACGGGAUUUAUGUAAAUAGCUCAUCCGGCAUGGCGCAUAUUAAUAACUGCACAGUAUCCGAAAACGGAGCGGACGGAAUAAAGUAUGUGCACGCGGAUGAGCGGCCAGACGACAAGCUGGAGCGUAAUGACGUAUACGAUCUAUGCACCUUUCCUUCAACGGUCAGUCAGACUUUUCCCAUCACUAUAUCAAUGCAACAAAAUAAAUACGCUCCCAACGUAAAAGAAUGUCCACAACAAAUCUUCACAACGCUAGGCUAUGUCCUGACAGUGCAUUUUUUGCAAAUGAAAACCGAUAGGAACGAUAGCGCCAUCAUAGAGGUGUAUGAUGGAACGGUGAGGCUUCUAGCUACUGUCAAAGUCAGAAACGGGACUUUACCGCAGAGCGUGACCUCAACCGGUCAUAAUCUUUUUAUAAAGUUCAUAGCUGAACCUCGAACUAACGCACUUGUGUUUGUACGAGUGUCAUCAGGCUACAAGAAAACGUAUGAUCUCAAUGUAACUGGUAGUACAAUAACGAGUAAUAACGGUCGUGGUAUCAUCGUGGAAAAGUUAAGAUCCGCCUUGCACAUUCACGAGACCUCGGUAUCAGAUAACAAUCAUGUGGCAGGCGUACACGUGUUAGGUGGCGCGAUGGACGUUAACAUCACCGAUAGUCGUAUCGCGUACAAUCAAGGGGACGGUGUUAACAUCACUGUUACGGGCGGCAAUCGUAACGUAUCGCGCAGCAGUAUAUCAUCCAACAGCGGUUAUGGUUUUGCGGUGUGGCUCAACGAUAGCUCCGCCACCGAAUACGUACAUUUUAAUCAAUCAACCGUGAUCGAGUACUCGCAGAUAUUUAGCAAUAAGGACAUCGGCGUUCUGAUCGGUAAUUCAACCGGCAACUCGUACGUAAAUGUAACUGGCAAUUGGUUUAACACCAGCUUUGAAACGGCGCUGCAAGUGGAAUCCAGUUGGAGAAAAGACAAUGGAUUAAUGAGAGUGCAGAUCGGGCACAACUCAUUCAUAAGGAAUGAGAAGUUAGGAAUCAAACUGAGCCCAGCGCUCAAUCUCGACGCUAUUAUAGAGUACAAUCAUUUUGUAGAUCAAGCAACCGGCGCAAUUCUAAUAAAAAAUCCACUCUACGAAGAAUUUAACAUUUUACCCGCGGAGAUCGUGAUCCGAUAUAAUGAAUUCUAUAACAACCAAGGUACCUUUAUAGUCAGCAUCGGCUUAUCGCCUUACAACGACGCGCAAAAGUUACUGUUCACAAGAAACUUCCUGAAACAUAAUCGUGUUCGGGAAUUGUUCGACAACGGCGAUAUGCGGAAUGUCAAACUGAUACCGCGCUCCAGAGUAGCUGCUGUCGUUGUCGUAUCUUCGAGCAAUGUUCACGUUUUCCGUAACAUCUUAAACAAUCUCGAUUCGCGUUACGAGAUUGGCUCUCAUCUGGAAGAUCAGAGUAAAGUUAUCAAUUGCACGUAUAACUGGCUAGGAUCUGCGGAAGAAAAGAUAAUAUUCGAUCGAUUAUUUCAUAGGAAGGACAGAUAUAAUCUCGCCAAGAUCGAGUAUUUGCCUUACUUGUUGCACAACAGUAAUCCCGGUGCGAAUACCAUCAUUCCGAAUCCGACAUUCGUGCCGCAAUUUAUCAGGUCUGACUCGAACGAAGUCGGAGGUGAGGUUGAUGGCCAGGAGGAAUUAAAAGCCGGAGAGUACAUUGUCAAGCGUGAUAUCAAUGUAAGACCAGGCGGCAAACUAAUAUUGCAACCGGGCGUUACGUUACGCUUCCCACCGGCCGUAGGAAUGAUGAUCGCCGGCAAAUUUGACGCGCGCGGCAAGAAACCCAGUGAUAUCUUAUUCACUCUCAAGGAGGAGCUCGUUAUGUUAUCAAAUAACGAUACUUUUACAGAUGAGAAUAUUCAAGUCCAUGAGACAGAAUCUAUGCCAGUGAGGCUUCUUGGUGGAAAAACGAAUCUUGAAGGGAGAUUGCAGGUAAAAAUUGGAAAUGAAUGGGGCACUGUGUGUAAUUAUGGAUGGACAAUUCAGGAUGCAGCACUCGUUUGCCAUCAGUUAGGCUUUAUCCUCGACUUCGAGAAUUGGCUUAUGGAACGAUCGCAAAUUCCGAAUGCAGGGAUCAAUGAGAAGAUACUCCUCAGCAAUGUGCGCUGUACCGAGUACGACAAUGAUAUAACUAAAUGUCGAGCGGAAAGGGAACAAGAUUUUGAAAACUCGUGUACUCAUGAGAAUGACGUUGGUGUCAGGUGUCUGGAGGCGGCAUGGGCUGGUCUCAGAUUAGGACCACUGGCUCAAAGAAGCGACUUGCAGUACGUGACGAUUGAAAAGGCAGGCUUGCUGGAUUACAAAACUAAUUCAUUUAAACCAGCUUUGGAAAUUGAUUUUGCUCGGCAUUCACUGAACGGUAUCAAGGUCUUGAACAAUCUGCAAGACGGCUUAGGAGUUCUGUAUUCAGACAUAUAUUCGGCGGACGCGAUAAACACUGUGACGAAUAGCGACUUCUCUCAAAACGGCGGGAGCGGCAUCAGUUUCAAGCAAUUAGGUAUGCGGAUUGUUAAUUCACGAAUCGAAAACAACAAGAUCGCGGGAAUAAGACACAAUCCCGCUCUCUCGGCUGUUCAGCAAAGAGAAUUCGCGGGAUGGUUCCUGCGGAAAUCGGACACCACAGUCGACUCACCGUACAAUCCGAUAAUCUUGCCUGAAACGACUGAGAACAUCGAACUUGCUAAUGGAGAGACCAAAUACAUUAUCACGACUAAAGUAACCAGUGACUCUGUCCGUCGUAUCAUCAACAUUGAAUGCAAACCAAGCUAUGUCAUCGGUAUCCAAUUAUUGAAUCCGAUUGAAAAUCGAAGUACGGAACAAAUUAUACUGCACGACUCGCAGCAUUUCGACAUAAAUCAGACUGUUUGGCACGUAAAACGGGAUCUGAGUGUUUUCCCCGUCUCGUCUAGUUCCUUUGUAGUACUUUUGGAGUAUGAUAGCGGUGAGAAUGCUCUCGGUGGAACUGUCAUAGUUGUCACGUCGCUCUCGGCUCCAAGACAGAAUAUUCACAAUAAAAUAGUCAACGGUCCUAUUCCUUUGCUAUCUGUCACAAAGACAAAGAUCAAGAACAAUAAGAAAGGUGUGCUCGCGUCCUACUACAAUCGAUACCUGAAUGAGAUCGGAUAUCAUUUUCUACGGAAAGCCAAUGAGACUAUUCAACUAGUCGAAUGCGAGAUAUCACACAAUCAUGAAGAAGCCGUUUACGUGCAUUCGCCUUAUUGGAAUAUCUUCCAAUCGAACCUGUCCGAGAUUUCGAUACAUAUAAAUAACAGCUUGAUCACAGACAACGGUAAAGGGAUACAUCAGUUCAGCCGCGAUGCAAGACACUCCAACAAUCUCUUCCACUGGAUAAUGCAGGAUAGCACAAUUGAAAGAAAUCAUGGCGGUGGAUUCGAGGUGUUGUUACCAGAUGUCUGGCAGUACAACGAGAACUUCACACACUCUCUAUACUUUGGGAACAACACCUGGCGUAACAACGAACAAUUUGGCUUUGUAGUGGACGGACAUUUCGCACACCUUAAUAUAUCCUAUAAUCGUUUCGACAGCAAUCGCUGUAAGACCGGUUUAAUAUCCAUGCGUGGAAUGGAAAAGAAGAUCAGAAUCGAUAAUAAUUAUAUCGAGGAUAAUAAUGGUAUGUACAUGGUUGAAUUCCGAGCGAACAGCCAGUCCGAAAUCCUCGGUGACAUUUACGCUCGUUUCUAUCGCAACGAGAUUAAGCGAAAUAUGUACGACCUCAGCAAUUUGGGAUCACGUCGAACGUUUGACGAUCCCAGCUAUGUCGUCGGCUUCCACGGCAUACAGAAAGUACAAGUACAUAAAAAUCUCUUCGGCGAGAACUCGCUGGAUUAUGAGUUAUUGGCAGGUAUCAGGACAGCCAAGAUCAACAACGAAGUAGAUGUCAGGGAGAAUUGGUGGGGUACUGCUAACGACACCUCUAUCAGACAGAGGAUUUUCGACUUCGACGAUUGGAACGAUCACGCUGUGGCCAACUAUCGGCCGUACUUGACGAGCGAUUCGUUUGAAGCGUCUACUUCCGCGUGGCGGCAUAUAAAUCGCGAGAUUGACCUGAACAAUUUGGGCGGUCGCAUAGUGGACAAUCUGUCGCUGUAUGCGAAACCCGAGCCCUACGUCAUACAUUCUGAUAUCACGGUUAUGCCGGAAGCUACUCUCCAUAUCUACCCCGACGUCGUAAUGGAAUUCGCUCCUAACGUUGGCAUCCUAGUCCUGGGAACGCUGAAAGCCAUUGGCGUACCCGGUCACGAGAUCAUAAUGAGACCGAUAAAACGAAUUGACGCGAGCGCAAAUUCUACGUUUUCCAAACUGACGCCGAUGAAAAGUUCCACUAAUAUCAUGUCAAUGCCGGACGAGAUGAUUCGUUUAUGCAAGGAUGGACAUUGUUCCGUAUUGCACUAUGAAGGAUUCCUAGAGUACUUCAACAGAACGACUCUCCAGUGGAUCCCAUUGUGCGAUGAUCGGUUUACCGAACGCAACGCUCAAGUAGCAUGCCGACAACUCGGUUACGACACUCUCAACGUUUACGUAUCGUACGAUCGUAGAUAUGAGCUUCAUCCCGGAUCGUUGACGCGUGUCUGGUCUUGGCCCGAACCACUGCAGUGUUCCGGGAAAGAGCAAAGUCUCGAGGACUGUCAGAUCAGAUUGAACGGUCAGUUGUUCGGUCAUCGUCAUGAGUGCCCGUGGAACGGAAACUUCGUUUUCCUGCAUUGCGGAAAGCGAAAUUUAGACGAUGCGUACGAUUACUGGGGCGGAAUACGCAUCGCGAACAGUGAAUUCGAAGCUCAUCUCUACGAACAUCACAUCCACGACAUCGUGACUCAUGAAACAAUUAGGCGCGUCGAAUCGGUUCUCAAAUUCAUCAAUAUAACCGGUGCUGGGAUUUUACAUUAUGAGAAAUCGGCCGCUAUACAGUCGAUUAUGAAGUCUCCGGCAAUAGUGCACGUAAACAUAGAUCACAGCGCUUAUCACGGCAUAAAUGUCGUAUCUCCAACGCACAUGGUGGAGUUAUUAUUCAACACAAUUAACAAUGUCCUCGGCAACGGCGUGAAUAUAUUAUCCUUGACGGGAGAAGGCCGCGAGUCAGAUGAGAGCACGUUCACGCCUAUUAAGGAUCUUAAUGUUCCUUAUCAUUUAUUUAGUAUGGUCGAUAUAUGCGAUACUGCAAAAGAAAUUACAAUCGAGGAGCGCGUAAUCGUAUACUACAAAUACGAUAAUUAUCCUGUAAAUUGCGUGAAGAUCUUCCGCAGUGCUUACAGAGUCAAACCGUUUGGAUUCAGGCUUUUGCAAUUUAAUCUUUAUAACUCCACUGGCAAGCCAGGCCGGCAUGAUAGUAUAACAAUAUACGACGGAGACAUUUACAAUAUCAGCACCAAAGUGAUUGGUCAUUUGGAAGUUAAUACUCCUGAUGAGAAAAAAUUGUUCAGAACACAGAAUCCUAGUAUUAGCAUUAGAUUAUUUGCUAACGGCGCUAAAAUAUCUGCUAUUGGUUUUAAUCGCGAUGUACAGCACAACGUUUCUUACUCUUUGAUAUCGAACUGUCGCGAAGGGGCCGUAAAAUAUGCAAGCGCCGGCGAAGUGAAUGCCAUAAUAACGCUCGAGCGUAAUCAGUUUGUGAAUAAUUGCGAGAAACUAUACGGUAACUUCACCACGUGUAAAUCCGCACUGUGGCUCGACGUCCAAAAUACGCAAUUGCUGCAUUUCAGAAACAAUUUAGUACAACGAAAUCAAGGCGGUCUUACAAUUCGUGCCGAUUCGAGCGGUACGGCAACGUCUCUCAAGGGAUGGAUUCAUAAUAAUCUCUUCACAGAAAACUUCAAUAAGCCUGCAUUGUUCGUUGAGGGUCGUCAGAGCAGUCCUUAUCAACAGAUGACUAUAUUCAGAAAUUAUUUCACCAAGAAUAACGCUCCGUAUGACAAUAACAUCAUUUUGAAGCAAGUGGUCAGCAACAUGACAUUCAAUUACUUGCAUGGAAACCUUGGUAUGCAUUUAUUGGAGAUUUCGGGAUUCGAGAAGGUCCGUUCACAAUUCUAUCAAAGCACAUCUCACAACGGCUUCUACAAAAACUACGCAGUCGAUCGUGAAGGCCGUAGCACUAUUAUUGCUGGUACACCCGGUCAGCAAUAUGUUGAUAAUGUGUUUUUUAAUCCCGACAAUGAUUAUGAAAUGCAAACGACGAACAAAUCUCAGUAAGAUAAAACGAAUUUAAUCGCAAGAUAAUUAAUUAAAAAUUUUAACAUUCAUUAAACAAAUCACUUAUUUAGACAACUGGAAAUUUGGAGAUCUCACAUAGACGCGCGGCACAAUUGGUGGGGUUACAAUGAAACCUUAGCGGUGGCUGGACGCAUCAGAGACCGUGAAGAUUCAUUUGAGCUGUUACAGGUGGAUUAUCAGCCUUUCCAUAUGAAUAAUAAAUCGGUAUUAAAUGGCAAGUGUCCACCCGCCUGGGAUCUUGUUGGUGACACGUGUUACAUAUUGAUCGGCGCACCGAUGGACUUUUAUAGUGCGCGAGAUUUUUGCAGGUCGGCAAAUGCGUCGAUGCCAUUCAUCAUGGGAGAUUAUCUGGAACUCUGGAAGUUCGCGCGUAAGCAACAGGAGAGAUUCGAUUAUUCAGAACGUGUAUGGGUGCAACAAUUGGAACGCGUGGAUCAAUGCACGAUGUUUACGUAUCAGACCAUUGAGAUUGAUCAUUGCGCGCAACCUAAUUUGUUUAUUUGUGAAAUCGAUCCCAGAGUCAACAUCGAUCCUCUGUCUUGGAGGAAAGAUAUCGUUGCGGUGGGUGUUUUGGGAGCUGUUGGCGUUGCACUCGCAUUGCUAACUGCGGCGAUCGUAUUGUGGGCGUCCAAGUCGAAGAAGCGUAAGCUUGAGAGACUAGAGCGACGUAACUCCAUCAGGCAAUCCCUACAUUCUCUGCGAUCGGUUGGCUCCACAUCCGGGUUCACGGAACUCGCUUAUCGCCGAAAGCCUAUCGCGACCAAACAUUCCACAGAUACGCUGAACUCAAAUUAUAAACGCAUGUUGAACGGUGGCAGUCUAGACUCAAUGGACAAAUCACAACUGAACUCUUCAAUAGAGGAUAAUCAGAGUUACGAUGUGUAUGAGGCUCAUAAUCCACGAUAUUCGCCGAGCACGAGCGACUUCAAGAAUACGGUGCAGAAGUACAGUGCAGCGCAGAGUGUCGAUAAUCCGGUGUUUGACCUGGCAUACCGUAAUGAGGGCUUCCGCAAUCAUUCUACUUUUGCAGCAAGGAACGGUACUGCCGACGGCGCCGUCGCCGCCGCCGCUUCUAACUGGUCAUCGCCAAACAUACAGUCGACAUCAGUUGAUGAAAGUCCUACAGUGUAUGCCAACAAUGAGAGCUCAUCGUAUCUCAACAAUACGUCUACGCUGCCGUUGCAUUCCAGUAUCGCGCUUACCGAUUCCAUGAUCGAAUUGAAACGCGAUAUCGAGGCAUCAUCAGGCGUUUAUGAUCCUAUGGAUUACUUAAAGCCUCCUUACGACUCGACUAUGUUAACUCCGAGUCAGGCGUCCGAGCCCGUUCCGGAAUACGCGUCGGACUUUCAGCCACCAGUACCACCACAUCCCUAUCAUUACGAAGCCGAGAGCAGACCUAGGAGCGAGGCGCUGUUGGAGACCAACUUCGACACGGGUGAAGAGAAGCCGCUACGCUCGAAGAGCGAAGUCUUACUCGAGACUAAUCUGGACGCGUUCCUAGUCAAUGAGCCCACGGAACUCACGCAGCUAUCGGCGGCCACGCGAAGCAAGAGUCAACCAUUAGAAACGGCAAUGUAGCUUUCCGGACGUCGGCGACUCUUAGACCAGCAGUCCACAAUUCGGGCACAUCCGAAGUGUAUGCCAAAUCUUGUCUUCUAGCGACAAGCACUGCCAGCUAUUGCACAAUAAGAGAUUUUCAGUCCGUUUAUAACAAUACGCUGCCGACUUCCAACUCGUGCCAUUUCCAAUGGUCGUGAACUGAAUAUUGGAAUAUACACGCACAGUAAAUCCCCGUUGAAAUGACCGGGAAGUGAAGCGGAUAUUCAUUGUUAGAUACAGAAACUGACUCAUUAUUAGCGGACUCAUUAUUAGCGGACUCAUUAUUAGCUGUAGAAACUGAUUAAGAGUUUUAUUAUAUUAUGAAAAACCCUGCGGGUUUUAAAAUUAUAAUUUGAUAUGUUAAAGAACAUUACGAUAAUUAUUUGUAACACGUAUGCUGAAUUGACAUAGAACGUUCUCUAGCAAGAGAUACAGUUGACAUUAUAACACAAUGAAUCGUUGCAUCUUUGCCAAUAUUAAACAAAGAUGAAAUGAUUCACUGUGUUACACUAUCUUUUGCUGGAAAACAUAAUCAGUAAGUAUGCGAGUUUUACAUGAAUCCACCGAAUUCGCGCUUGGGAUGAAUGCAUACUCUCUAAAUCUCGCAGAGUGGACUUAUAUAUCAUUAAUAUUAAAGUAAUUGCAAUAGUUACUAUAAGAAAGGCAUUCAUAAGCUAGGAGUAAAUUUUUAGAAUGGCUCAAAUGUUUAGAAUGGCUAUACGUGGCGCUGCCUAUGCAAUAAUUUAUUUCACUUUAAUUAGAGCAAAGAGCGUUUCGCGAAGCUCUCAACAGAUGUGGAUGUCUUCUCCUAAGAAAGAUUCAAUCCGUAUAGAAAGCGAAAAUGAUUAGACCAAUUCCGUGCAUUUGCAAUUCUGCACAUUAUGGCGAUAAUUUUUUUUCAGACGACUACUAAAUCAAUCGAUCUACCUUGUGAGAAUAUAAAGAAGGUAGGCGAACUAAAAAUGACAAACGUAAGAAUAAUAUCUGUUGAACAUUUCAAAAAAUGUAUACAUACUGAUCUAUAUACGUCAUUCUUUUACAUAGGAAUUCACUCCAAUUUAUAGAAUGCAAUUUAUCUAUUAAUUAGAGUAACAAACGAAGUGCAUGGGCUCAAUUUUCACUUCAUUACACAUUGCAUUUUACUCACUUUGAAUGAUAUUUCACUCUUCGAGUUUUACAGAUACAAUACUGCGUAAGAUUUUCAUGGAAAUCACCCAUCAAGACUUGGGCUUAACAGAUAGUGUUCAUAUACGUACAAUAUACAUAUAUUAAAAAUUUAACAUUUUUGCUUUAAAUCUUUAUAUUAAUAGAAUUAUAAAUAUGUAUAGUUGAAAUGGACUGCAUUCUUUCUUCACACAAUGUGGUAAAGAUCUCAACAUUCAAUUCAGUCAAUCGUUAAUGACUUUCGGAAGUUGAUUCAUUCACGCACUUAUUGCGUGUCUUAUGUAGGUAUUCUAAAGAGGAUGACUGUUUAUUACAAUGACGCGUGUUACUUAAUCCCAAUUACAUCCACAAACGAUAUCUAAUAAAACACUAAUUUAGUAUACUGUUAAUAACAAGAUCAUCGUUAAUCAUUAAAUGACCCAAGUGAAUCUCCAGUCAGGAGACAAAGCUUGUUGAUAAUUUUUAAGAAAAA
Acromyrmex echinatior (Panamanian leafcutter ant) is the source of this 11337-nucleotide messenger RNA. It is a transcript of the gene bark, whose product is annotated as C-type lectin domain-containing protein bark beetle. Gene Ontology annotation, biological process: cell-cell junction maintenance. NCBI's taxonomy places the organism in Eukaryota, Metazoa, Arthropoda, Insecta, Hymenoptera, Formicidae. The record is from RefSeq and is a predicted model, not a curated record. Gene Ontology annotation, cellular component: membrane.